This is a messenger RNA of Gryllus bimaculatus (two-spotted cricket), 2150 nucleotides long. NCBI's taxonomy places the organism in Eukaryota, Metazoa, Arthropoda, Insecta, Orthoptera, Gryllidae. The record is from the annotation of a GenBank genome assembly.
CCUGCUUUGAUAACACCUGAUCCCUACAACAUCGAGGAGAAUAAAUAAAAACUAAAUUAUAAUAGACAAAAAUCUAAAAAGAAACGAUGGAGCGAAUGCAGGUUAUGACACUUAAAUGGAGUAACGAAUUAGGAUUUAAUUCACAAAAUGGAUGAGGAUAGAAAUAAAUUAUGAAAAUAAGUUAAAUGGCAACUCAUAUUUUGAAGAUUCAUUAAAAUCAUGUACUAAUUUUCUUUGAAGGAGUGUCAUAGUAACUCAACAUGGCGUUCAUACAGAACACAUUUGACAGUUGCCACUCUCUCCGAACAGGAAGUUUUCUGCAUCAUCAACACACGGCGACAAUGCCAUACUUACAUUGUCAAUGACAACAGGCUGAUUAACAAUUACUUCGUAAGGUUCCAUUAUACUACAAUGAUUUAGAACAACGCAUGAAAACAACCCCGGCACUACUCGAUCGCUAUGACGUCAUGUCCGCUGUCUGGUGACUGCACAGUACUAAUGCUCAAGUUUUCAGGAGAAAUAAUUAUAAUACUUUUGUUUUGAGUCUUGAAUUCAGUAAAUUCAUUUGUGUUCAAUUUAGGCAAUCUAGUGAAACAAAUGUAGAUGACGGAAGUAUUACAAAUACAUUAUGACUCAUUUGAGUUCCAUUGAACCAGUACCAUCUGUUGGAACAAAUGUGAACUAAUCAUGACCACCAAAUAUUCCAACUACCGUCUUCAGCUGCCGCGCGCACGAGCGUGGCCUUGUGAGGGAAGUUUACGGAAGUGUUGGGGAUCAUGAACGAAGAUUGCAAUGUUCGUGUGCGCCCUCCUGGUUUUCCACCAACCCCAUUGGGACUAGAAGCAUUGUAUUCAUUAUGUCGGAGGUUAUAUCCAGAUCAACCGAAUCCUCUGCAAGUAACGGCUGUCGUAAAAUACUGGUUGGGUGGUCCUGAUCCUUUGGAUUACAUUAGUAUGUACACCAAUCCUGGGAUUCCAGAACAGAAUAUUCCACCACACUGGCAUUACAUCAGUUUUGGGUUGUCAGAUUUGCAUGGUGAUGGCCGUGUUCAUGAAGUAACUGGACCUGGGAACCCUAGUGGUUUUGGAUUUGAAUUAUCAUUCCGUUUAAAGAAAGAACCAGGAGAGACUGCUCCACCCACUUGGCCUGCAGCAAUGAUGCAAGCUCUAGCAAAAUACGUGUUUGGAUCAGCCAAUACCUUAUGUGCUGGAGAUCAUGUUUCAUGGCAUUGUGCUUUGGACAACAGUGAAUCCCGCAUUCAGCACAUGCUUAUGGCAAUAGAUCCACAAUUAGGAGCCUGCCAUACUCCCUUUGGAGUGGUUCAAUUUAUACAAAUUGUUGGAAUUUGUACCGAAGAGUUACAAGCUGCUCAGCAUUGGAAUGGAACAGGCAUUUUAGAAAUUCUCAGGAGAUUACCUGGAGCUGGGGGACAGUGGCUCAUCACAGAUAUGCGUCGGGGUGAAAGUAUGUUUGAGCUAGACCUUUCUGCUCAAGAGGAAGUUGAUCAAGGAAUAGAAACUGAAGGGUCCAAUCUUAGUGGUGUUAGUGCACGCUGCAAUUGGACUGACGUUGAUCUACAGGCAAUUCUUCCUACUAGUGGAGAUGAUUACCCAGAUGAAGAUUCAAAUGAUUGUCCUGAUGACUUUGAUCAUUCUGUAUCUGUGGUUCUUCCAUCGAUAAGCGAAAGGGAAAGUAGACAAAUUAAAGCAGCUCUUCGGAAAGGUUUACUAAAUACCAAAUUAGGACAUCCACAUAUGGGUCGUGCUCUUGAUGAUAACGAAAAUAUUUGCAAGAAGGAACUGUAUGAAACAAGCUCAACAGAGUUGGGCGUUCUUGAAUCAACAGAAUUGUUAAGGACAAAACAGUUAGCUGGGUUGCAUUUGACUUUCAAUCUUGAGGCAGGGAGUCUUCUGCCUUUAGCUAUAAAAGGCAGAAUUAAACAUGGACGUCAUUUUACAUUCAAGACAGUGUUAGGAGAUUCUGCUAUAACAUUAGUAGCUCCUACUGUAACGGGGACAUUUGUGGAUGCUGAACAUCCCUAUGUUUCUCGUGGACCAUGGCUUCAAGUUUUGAUUCCAGAUGAUUUGGCUGAUGAAAUGUCCGAUAGUUUUGAAGUGUUCACCAACUUAGAUGAAGUGAGUUUACAAUGA